ACAAGUAGGAAGAAGCCUGUGAGCAACACCCGCACAGAGUAGCGGGAGCCGCUGUCGCACCGCGGCCGUGGAGUCCGUCACCACCGCCUCGGAGCAAGAGCAGGAGCGGGAAACCGAGCAGGCGAAGGGCAAGGCCACCGGAACAGGAGCCUCCCAGUCUUCCCUCCGGUCUUCUGCUUCUGUGUCCGCGCAGUGUGCGGGACCCUAGGGUCCGUAGCCUGGGCGUCAGGGAGUCCCGCGCGAGGAAGCCGGAGCGAACGGGACCUUCCUUCUGCCGACUGCGGCCCUAGGGCGCCCCCACGGGGCGGAGCAGGCUGUGCCGCCGACUCCUGCGAGUGACUGAGUGUCCGGAGAACGCCCAGCGCUCGUAACGAGUGGCCCCGGUCAAAGGAGGAGAAGGAGAGGACGACCAUGGGGCUACUGUCCCAGGGCUCGCCACUGAGCUGGGAAGAGACCAAGCGCUACGCGGACCACGUGCGGCGGCACGGGAUACUCCAGUUCCUGCACAUCUACCACGCCGUCAAGGACCGACACAAGGACGUGCUCAAGUGGGGCGACGAGGUGGAAUACAUGUUGGUAUCUUUUGAUCAUGAAAAUAAAAAAGUCCAGUUGGUCCUGUCUGGAGAGAAAGUUCUUGAAACUCUACAAGAAAAAGGGGAAAGGACAAACCCAAACCAUCCUACCCUUUGGAGACCAGAGUAUGGGAGUUACAUGAUUGAGGGGACACCUGGACAGCCUUAUGGAGGAACAAUGUCUGAGUUCAACACAGUUGAGGACAACAUGAGAAAACGUCGGAAGGAGGCUACUUCUAUAUUAGAAGAAAAUCAAGCUCUUUGCACUAUAACUUCAUUUCCCAGAUUAGGCUGUCCGGGUUUCACGCUGCCUGAAUAUAAACCCAACCCGGUUGAAGGAGGAGCUUCCAAGUCCCUCUUCUUUCCUGAUGAAGCAAUUAACAAGCACCCCCGCUUUAGUACCUUAACAAGAAAUAUCCGACAUAGAAGAGGAGAAAAGGUUGUCAUCAAUGUACCAAUAUUUAAAGACAAGAAUACACCAUCUCCAUUUAUCGAAGUAUUUCCUGAGAAUGAUGAGGCAGCAAGGGCUUCGAAGCCCGAUCAUAUUUACAUGGAUGCCAUGGGAUUUGGAAUGGGCAAUUGCUGCCUUCAGGUGACGUUCCAAGCUUGCAGCAUAUCUGAGGCCAGAUACCUUUAUGAUCAGUUGGCUACAAUCUGUCCAAUUGUAAUGGCUUUGAGUGCUGCGUCUCCUUUUUACCGAGGCUAUGUGUCAGACAUUGAUUGUCGCUGGGGAGUGAUUUCUGCAUCUGUUGAUGAUCGAACUCGGGAGGAGAGAGGACUGGAGCCACUGAAGAACAAUAACUACAGGAUCAGUAAAUCCCGUUAUGAUUCAAUAGAUAGUUACUUAUCUGAGUGUGGUGAGAAAUACAAUGAUAUCAACUUGACGAUAGAUAAAGAAAUCUAUGAACAACUAUUGCAGGAAGGCAUUGACCAUCUCCUGGCCCAGCAUGUUGCUCAUCUCUUUAUUAGAGAUCCACUGACUCUGUUUGAGGAGAAAAUACACCUAGAUGAUGCCAAUGAGUCUGAUCAUUUUGAGAAUAUUCAGUCCACAAACUGGCAGACGAUGAGAUUUAAGCCCCCUCCUCCAAACUCAGAUAUUGGAUGGAGAGUAGAAUUUCGUCCCAUGGAGGUUCAAUUAACAGAUUUUGAAAACUCUGCAUAUGUGGUGUUUGUGGUACUGCUUACCAGAGUGAUCCUUUCAUACAAAUUGGAUUUUCUCAUUCCACUGUCAAAGGUGGAUGAAAACAUGAAAGUAGCACAGAAACGAGAUGCUGUCUUGCGGGGAAUGUUUUAUUUCAGGAAAGACAUUUGCAAAGGUGGCAAUGCUGUGGUAGACGGGUGUGGCAAGGCCCAGAACAGCACUGAUCUCACCCAGGAGGAGUACACCUUAAUGAGCAUAGACACCAUCAUCAACGGAAAGGAAGGUGUAUUUCCUGGGCUGAUCCCAAUUCUAAACUCUUACCUUGAAAACAUGGAAGUGGAUGUGGACACCAGAUGUAGUAUUCUAAACUACCUAAAGCUAAUUAAGAAGAGAGCAUCUGGAGAACUAAUGACAGUUGCCAGAUGGAUGAGGGUGUUUAUCGCAAACCAUCCCGAUUACAAGCAAGACAGUAUCAUAACUGAUGAAAUGAACUAUAGCCUUAUUUUGAAGUGUAACCAAAUUGCAAAUGAAUUAUGUGAAUGCCCAGAGUUACUUGGAUCAUCAUUUAGGAAAGUAAAAUAUAGUGGAAGUAAAACUGAUUCUUCCAACUAGACGUUCUACAGUAAGAAGAAAACUCCAUUAACUGUUUUAUUGAAAAACUAACUGCAGUACCAUGACUCUCAGUCCAUGGUGUGGUAUGAAGACCAAAUAAUAGAACUUCACUCUUUCCUGGGCCAGAAAUUAAUUUAGUGGCUUUCUUCAGUUAGAUAAAUCCAGAGUUUAUACAGUGUACAUGUACAUAAUAAAGUAUUUUUAUGAUUAACAAUGUAUUUUAAUAACAUUGUAUCUAAAAGCAUUGUGAACUAGCUUGUACAUUUUUUAAGUCUUACUCUGGAAAAACUGUCUCAGCAGUUUUGUAAAUGUCACGUACUGGUCAUUGUACUAUACUUGCAUUCCAGAGCUUAAAAUGUUUACUGUAAAGUUUUGUUCUUCUAAAUAACUACCUGGGACCUGAUUCACUGAAAUUUACCAUUUCACUUUAAAAAAAGUUUCUCAUUUAUUUUCUUUGCAGUCAUCUCCUUUGUUGUGUACAUAAAAUCACAUAAGCCUUUGAAGUGCUUCAAGGAUAAUCUUGGAUUUUUAGCACCUUAUCUAUGUUUCUUCUACAGUGGGAAUAGCUAGCCACUUGGUCACUCUGCCCCAAGCCUUCACCACUAAAUAAAACCUGCUGAACU
Molecule: messenger RNA, 2948 nt
Organism: Orycteropus afer afer
Lineage: Eukaryota; Metazoa; Chordata; Mammalia; Tubulidentata; Orycteropodidae
Gene: GCLC
Product: glutamate-cysteine ligase catalytic subunit
Biological process (GO): glutathione biosynthetic process
Cellular component (GO): glutamate-cysteine ligase complex
Molecular function (GO): glutamate-cysteine ligase activity
Source: RefSeq, a predicted model, not a curated record